Molecule: messenger RNA, 1000 nt
Organism: Lolium rigidum
Lineage: Eukaryota; Viridiplantae; Streptophyta; Magnoliopsida; Poales; Poaceae
Product: V-type proton ATPase subunit E-like
Exons: 6
Coding region: 20-718 (232 amino acids)
Biological process (GO): proton transmembrane transport
Cellular component (GO): proton-transporting two-sector ATPase complex, catalytic domain
Molecular function (GO): proton-transporting ATPase activity, rotational mechanism
Source: RefSeq, a predicted model, not a curated record
UCUCUCUCCAACCGCGAAGAUGGACGAAUCGAGCGUGGCGCAGCAGCUCACUCAGAUGGCCGACUUCAUCCGCAAUGAGGCCGUCGAGAAGGCCUCCGAGAUCGAGGCCGCCGCCGCCGAGGAAUUCCAAAUUGAGAAAUUACAACUGGUCGAAGUUGAAAAGAAGAAGAUCAGGCAGGAAUAUGAACGGAAAGAGAAACAAGUUGAUAUCAAGAAGAAAAUAGAAUACUCAAUGCAACUCAAUGCUUCCCGAAUUGAAGUUCUUCAAGCUCAGGAUGAUUUAGUAAAGUCUAUGAUGGAGUCAGCUGGCAAAGAGCUACUGUGUCAGAGCCAAGACCAUCGAUCUUACAAGAAACUUCUCAGUAUACUUAUUGUUCAGAGCUUGCUGCGCCUGAAAGAGUCAGCGGUUAUUCUCCGCUGCAGGGAGGAGGAUCUUCAGCUUGUUGAAUCAGUUUUGGAGUCGGCAGGGAAUGAAUAUGCGGAAACAGCAAAUGUACAUCCACCUGAAAUUGUGUUAGACCGUCAAGUCUUUCUGCCGUCUGCUCCCAGUCAUUACAAGGCGCAUGACCUCUCCUGCUCUGGUGGAGUUGUACUGGCUUCACGAGAUGGAAAAAUUGUCUUCGAGAACACAUUGGAUGCUAGACUAGAACUGGCAUUCAGAAAGAAGCUACCAGAGAUCCGUCAAAGCCUUAUUGGGCAGGUGGCUGCGUCUGCCUGAACAAUUCUUCUUAAGCAGAAUGCUGCCCAGUUGCUGCUUGGCAUCUCUUGACGAUGAUUGUCCAAUAAGUUUGCCAGUAAUUUACAGGCUCAUUCUUUUGGUUGGGGGGAGAGCAUUUUGUAUACUGUUGACUCCAGACUUUCCCGUACCAUGCAAGCAAAAUAAACUGAAUGUUCAGGUUUUGGCGAUUUCGCUUCAUAAGGCAUCGAUAUGUGUAAUUAUGCCAUUUCUCCAAACACAGUUUGGUUUCUCAUUGAAAUUGUGCUCUUUGAUUGUUGUGUA